AUGUUCUCCUGUGCUCAGUUUGAAAGUCCAGUGACUCCAGGAUCAUCAGUGGGCAGAGUGGGAAAGAGAGUGAUGAAGGAGCUUGGAAGCUCCCUGAAGGUUGAAUCUGGAGCUUCUCUCAAUAAUAAUCUAAACAAUCUCUUUCAUGUUAAUAUAAUGCAAAAUGUUCGAUCUCUUGCCCUGUCGCUGCAGGCUGGCAUGAUUCGCACGGACAAGGACGAGUUCUUCAUUGAACCUUUGGAGAAGGGAGCCCAGGAGGAGGAGGAGGGAGGAGGCAGAACGCACGUGGUCUAUCGCAGAGCAGCAGCCAAGAAGCAGCUUCCUAUUGAGAAUGCAGAUACCCUGUAUAAAGCGGCUAACCUCACUAAUUUGGACAGUCUCGACAGCGCGUGGAGCUUUAUUGAAGACCGAGUGCAUAGAUUGAGGCAGCGCUAUCGAAGGCAUGCGACGGAGGAUGAUUACAACAUUGAAGUCCUUCUGGGGGUCGAUGACUCAGUUGUUCAAUUCCAUGGCAAAGAACAUGUUCAGAAGUACCUGCUGACCCUGAUGAAUAUUGUUAAUGAAAUUUAUCAUGAUGAGUCCCUGGGUGCUCACAUUAACGUUGUCUUGGUGAGGAUAAUCCUGCUGAGCUACGGCAAGUCUAUGAGUCUGAUAGAGAUUGGGAACCCUUCGCAAAGUCUGGAGAACGUGUGUCGCUGGGCCUACUUGCAACAGAAACCUGACACUGGGCACGCAGAAUAUCACGACCACGCUAUCUUUCUCACGAGGCAGGAUUUUGGUCCAUCUGGCAUGCAAGGCUACGCUCCAGUCACUGGAAUGUGUCAUCCUGUUCGAAGCUGCACUCUCAACCAUGAAGAUGGUUUUUCAUCUGCAUUUGUGGUGGCUCAUGAAACUGGACAUGUUUUAGGCAUGGAGCACGACGGCCAAGGGAACAGAUGUGGGGAUGAAGUCCGCCUGGGGAGCAUCAUGGCCCCCCUUGUGCAAGCCGCUUUUCAUCGCUUCCACUGGUCUCGUUGCAGCCAGCAAGAGCUGAAUCGAUAUCUCCAUUCCUAUGAUUGUCUGCGUGAUGAUCCCUUCGAACAUGACUGGCCUUCCCUUCCACAGCUGCCAGGAAUUCACUACUCCAUGAAUGAGCAGUGCCGUUUUGAUUUUGGUUUGGGCUACAUGAUGUGCACAGCUUUCCGUACGUUUGAUCCCUGCAAGCAGCUGUGGUGUAGCCACCCUGAGAACCCCUACUUCUGCAAAACAAAGAAAGGGCCUCCGCUGGACGGGACCAUGUGUGCACCAGGAAAGCAUUGCUUUAAAGGUCACUGCAUCUGGCUAACACCAGACAUCCUGAAGCAGGAUGGACACUGGGGAGCAUGGAGCAAGUUUGGCUCUUGUUCUCGCACCUGUGGCACCGGGGUGAAGUACAGGACGCGGCAGUGUGACAAUCCACAUCCUGCUAACGGAGGCCGGACGUGCAUGGGGCCGAGCUAUGAGUUCCAGCUGUGCAACACUCAGGACUGUCCUAAGGACUUCGAAGAUUUCAGAGAGGAGCAGUGCCGGCAGUGGGAUCCUUACUUUGAGUACCAGAACACAAAACACCACUGGCUCCCCUAUGAACACGUCGAUGCUAAGGAGAGGUGCCACCUGUAUUGUGAGUCAAAGGAAACAGGGGAUGUGGUGUAUAUGAAAAGGAUGGUACACGAUGGGACCCGCUGCUCCUACAAAGACGCUUACAGCAUCUGCGUGCGGGGAGACUGCUUGAAAGUUGGGUGUGACAGGGUCAUAGGUUCCACAAAGCAGGAAGAUAAGUGUGGUGUUUGUGGAGGAGAUAAUUCCCACUGCAAAGUGGUAAAAGGAACAUUUUCAAGAGUACCAAAGAAACAAGGGCACAUUAAGAUGUUUGAAAUUCCUGUUGGUGCAAGACAUUUACUUAUACAGGAAACAGACACCACCAGUCAUAAUCUCGCAAUUAAAAAUCGUGAAACGGGGAAAUUCAUUCUAAGUGAAGACAACUAUGUGCCAGACUCUAAAGUAUUUAUUGACAUGGGUGUGGAGUGGGAAUAUCGGAAUGACGAUGAUAGAGAAACUGUGCAGACCAUGGGGCCACUGCGUAAUGGAAUAGUUAUUCUGGUGAUUCCUCACGGUGGUGCCAAGAUAUCUUUGACUUACAAGUACAUGAUCCAUGAAGAUUCCUUGAACGUAGAUAACAAUAAUGUUUUGGAAGAGGACUCGGUGUCAUAUGAAUGGGCUUUGAAGAAAUGGUCCCAAUGUUCAAGACCUUGUGGAGGAGGCUACCAAUUCACAAAAUACGGCUGCCGGAGGAAGACAGAUCACAAGAUGGUUCAUCGGAGUUACUGCGAGUUGAUCCAAAAGCCUAAGCCCAUUCGCAGGGUGUGCAACCUCCAGGAGUGCUCCCAGCCCAUAUGGGUUACAGGAGAAUGGGAGCCUUGCAGCAAAAGCUGUGGGAAGACAGGAUAUCAAGUACGAUCUGUCCGAUGUAUACAACCCCUACAUGAUAAUACAAAUCGGUCUGUUCAUACCAAGUACUGCAACAACGAUCGUCCAGAAGGCAGGAGGCCUUGCAACCGGGAGCUUUGCCCAGCGCAGUGGAGAAUAGGACCCUGGUCACAGUGCUCUGUCAGCUGCGGCAAUGGCACGCAGGAUCGCCCGGUCCUGUGCCGGACCAGGGACAAUGCUAUCGGCUUUUGUAAAGAAAAUAAACCAGAGACUGUAAGGAUUUGCAGACUACCUCCGUGUCCAAGAAACGUUUCUGAUCCUUCGAAGAAAACCUACAUGAUACAAUGGCUGUCAAGACCUGAUCCAGACUACCCCAUCCAGAAAAUAUCUUCAAAAGAUCAUUGUCAAGGAGACAAGUCAAUGUUUUGUCGCAUGGAGGUUCUCUCGCGUUACUGCUCGAUUCCUGGUUACAAUAAGCUGUGUUGCAAGUCCUGUAAUAUGUACAGCAACAUAACAGAGGAAGGCAAUGUAACCGAUUCUAACGUAAAUAAGAACAAUGUCAUUGAGGAGGAGCUCCUGACAACCCUCAGCCCUCCCACGGGAGUGCCCACCACACAGUCUACCACCACCAGCCCUCCUCCCGUUCCCAAAACACAUGCACCUCUUUCCAAUGCAACUGAGGAGCACCCAGAAAUCAAUGCCGUGGAUGUUCCCUAUAAAAUCGAUGGGCUGGAUAAUGAAGUACCGCAGCACAACAUCAUUACACGGAGGAGGAUACCUUAUGAAAGGACAAGGAAUCAAAGAAUUCAGGAGCUGAUUGCUGAGAAAAGGAAAAGAGAGACUCUUAGAAAAACAAACUAA
Molecule: messenger RNA, 3306 nt
Organism: Cariama cristata (Red-legged seriema)
Lineage: Eukaryota; Metazoa; Chordata; Aves; Cariamiformes; Cariamidae
Gene: ADAMTS2
Product: ADAM metallopeptidase with thrombospondin type 1 motif, 2
Exons: 21
Coding region: 1-3306 (1101 amino acids)
Biological process (GO): extracellular matrix organization; proteolysis
Molecular function (GO): metalloendopeptidase activity; zinc ion binding
Source: RefSeq, a predicted model, not a curated record